This is a messenger RNA of Telopea speciosissima, 1166 nucleotides long. Its product is annotated as calcium-binding protein CBP-like. Gene Ontology annotation, molecular function: calcium ion binding. The record is from RefSeq and is a predicted model, not a curated record. NCBI's taxonomy places the organism in Eukaryota, Viridiplantae, Streptophyta, Magnoliopsida, Proteales, Proteaceae. The coding region runs from base 84 to 980 and encodes 298 amino acids. The transcript has 5 exons.
AUUUGUGUCAUUUCAAUUUUCAAUUGAACCAGUCAUCUCUCUCUCUUCUUCUGCAAAUUUGUGUUUCUGGAAUCGCGAAAAGAAUGUCAGGGUAUCCACAUGGAACACCAGGGUACGGCUAUGGUGCGCCACCGCCGCAGCCGUAUGGAUCGCCAUCACCACAGCAACAGCAACAGCCACAGCCCUACGGAUCGGCACCAUACGGUGCGCCACCGACGGCACAGCCAUACAAUCCCUAUGGUAGUGCUCCGUCGGCACCAUACGAGAAGCCUCCCAAGGACAAGCCGCAUGGAAGCGGCGCGCCACCGCAGCAGCCUGGAUAUGGUCCACCACCGCAGCAGCCUGGAUACGGCCCACCACCGCAGCAACCUGGUUACGGUCCACCACCGCAGCAGUCUGGAUACCCUCCGGCGGGGUACGCAAGCCCAUUCUCGUCUCUGUUGCCGUCGACGUUCCCACCGGGAACCGAUCCAAACGUGGUGGCUUGUUUUCAGGCAGCCGACCAGGACGGUAGCGGCUUCAUAGAUGAUAAGGAGUUGCAGAGGGCCUUAUCGUCUUACAACCAGAGCUUCAGCCUCAGAACUGUUCACCUUCUUAUGUACCUCUUCACCGGUUCCAAUACCCGUAAGAUCGGACCCAAGGAGUUCACAGCAGUGUUCUACAGUCUUCAGAACUGGAGGUCAAUUUUUGAGAGGUUUGAUCGAGAUCAUAGCGGGAAAAUCGAUGAAUUGGAGCUUCGGGAGGCACUUCUCAGUCUUGGAUUUUCUGUUUCUCCAGUCAUCUUGGGUUUGCUUGUCUCUAAAUUUGACAAAAGUGGUGGUAAAAACAAGGCAAUCGAAUACGAUAAUUUCAUCGAGUGUUGCCUCACAGUUAAGGGGCUCACAGAGAAGUUCAAGGAGAAGGACACAACAUACUCAGGUUCAGCAACAUUCACCUAUGAGUCUUUCAUGUUGACUGUGUUGCCCUUUCUUAUUGCUUAGGAGAGUGAAGCCCAUGGUGUGGAUCUGGUUAUUUUAAUUUGUGUUCUUCUAAACUAUAUGUACAAAGGAUUUUUAUUUACUUUCUCCUCUAUACCUUUUAUGGAUUCAGAUUCUGUAGUUUCUGAAUGAAUUCAUCUUCAGUUAUAUUUUGUUUAGAACUUGAUAAUUUAAGUUGAUCAUAGAGAA